AGACGGCAGUACGCAUGCGCGAACCGCGAGACUGUAGUACGCAUGCGCGACACUAAAGACGGCAGAACGCAUGCGCGGACUCCGACGUUGCACUACGCAUGCGCGAGCCGCGAGACGGUAGUGCGCAUGCGUGACAUUAAAGACGGCUGUACGCAUGCGCGAGCCUCGAGAUGGCAGUACGCAUGCACGAGACGCGAGACGGCAAUACGCAUGUGCGAGCCUCGAGACGGCAGUACGCAUGCGCGACGUUGUAGACGGCAGUACGCAUGCGCGACACGCGAGACGGCAGUACGCAUGUGCGACACUGAAGACGGCAGGACGCAUGCGCGGAGUCCGAGGCGGCACUACGCAUGCGCCAGCCGCAAGACGGUAGUGCGCACGCGCGAAAGUGUAGCGGGCAGUACGCAUGCACGAUCCUUGAGACGGCAGUACGCAUGCGCGAGACCCGAGACGGCAAUACGCAUGUGCGAAAGUGUAGACGUCAGUACGCAUGCGCGAGCCGCGAACCGGCAGUACGCAUGCGCGACAUUAUGGACGGCAGUACGCAUGCGUGAACUUCAAGGCGGCACAACGCAUGCGCGAGACGCGAGACGGCAGUACGCAUGCGCGACACUAAAGACGGCGGCUCGCGUGUCAAACCCCCCGAGCAAAAAGGCAACGAACACGCAACACCGCAAGAGAGAAAAGAAGCGCUGAGCCCGAGGACCAGGAGUUGACUGCCCGCCCGGCCCUCAGGGCUUAGGAGGAAUGGAUGCUAAUUUUAAGCUUCACGGCGCAUGCGUAGCACUGCCUGGAGGACUAAGUAUAAUAAAGAUCGAAGGAUGGGCUGCGCAAGACCGGACAAUACAUAAAUGAAUUCCGCGAGUCUGUGGGCAUGCGUUUUGCUGCCUCCGCCUCCUAACAAACACGGCUGCAAUUCCACCGAUUGGCCAUGUGGUGGCACCAGGGAGCGCCGAAACUAAUUCUUCGCAGUUCCCACACUUGGCCACGAGAGGGCACCAGUGACCGUGGAAACCAUGCCGAUGCAGUUCCGCUGACUGGCCAUGAGGGGGCACGAGAUACCACGGGAACAACUCCCCCGACCGGUUUGACCGGUUCGCCAGGGACUGCGACGGGUAUCCGCUCGUCUCUUUCUUUUGAUAGCAGUGGAAAAAAAAAACACAGGAGAGGAAAGGGGGGGAGAAAGGGAGACGACUUAAAAAAAAACAAGGAAAACUUCGACUCACCCACCAAACUAGUCCUAAGUGCUUACCAUUACCUGCAAAUAAUUAAAUACAUAACCAGGAAAUUGAUCUUGUCACGUCUUUUUUUUUUUUUUUUUUUUUAAUACAUAUA
Messenger RNA from Gallus gallus (chicken), 1335 nucleotides. RefSeq lists its product as uncharacterized. NCBI's taxonomy places the organism in Eukaryota, Metazoa, Chordata, Aves, Galliformes, Phasianidae. The transcript is spliced from 2 exons. The record is from RefSeq and is a predicted model, not a curated record. Bases 43 to 696 code for a protein of 217 amino acids.